Messenger RNA from Trichobilharzia szidati, 1209 nucleotides. The record is from the annotation of a GenBank genome assembly. NCBI's taxonomy places the organism in Eukaryota, Metazoa, Platyhelminthes, Trematoda, Strigeidida, Schistosomatidae.
AUGUGUAUAAAAAUAGAAAUCUAUGAAUGUGAUUCAGGAAAUGCUUUGCAAUCCCUUUCAAAUCGCAUUAUACCAACAAUGGAAGACGGCAAUUAUCUGACUUCUCCAUUGGGUUUAUUUUUUACACUAUGUACACUGCUCGGUUCAGGUGGAGCUAAAAGUAAUACAGGUCUACAAAUUGCUAAAGCAUUACACAUACAAUCUUGUCAACUUGUUCAAGAUGACACCAGUUUAGAAGGUUGUGCAGUGCAAGCUACACUUUUAUAUUCUUCAGUGUUGAAUUCAUUAACUAAGGAAGUUACAGAAAUUGAUGCAGACAAGAGAAAAGUGAUAACUGUGGCUCAUGGGAUAUUUAUUAGGGAGAAUUCGCAGGUUGGAGAAGAAUUUCAACGUCAAUUAAUGGACAGCUUUCAUCAAAGAGUUUAUAAGGUCAACUUUGCAGAUCAAAAUUCAACUAUGAAGUCAAUCAAUGAAUGGGUUGAGAAUAAAACAAAUGGUUUGAUACCACAAUUUUUCAACACUCCUGAAGAAGUUAUACCAAACUCUUUUUUGAGUUUAUUUAGUGUCUUUCAUUUCAAAGAUGUUUGGGAGGUACCAUUUAUGAAUGAUUUCACUGAGCUUGCAACUUUUGAGGUUUCUUUACAACGACAGAUUCAGGUGAAUUUAAUGUCCAAUGAAGAAGAACUUGAUUAUGGUGAUUUCACAUCUGAAGGCUUUCAAAUGAUAAGUAAAUCUCUUAAAAAUACAAGGUUCACUUUCAUUGCAAUUCUACCAAAGAUCAAGUGGAACAUUCAAAGUAUAUCUGGAUUUCUUAAUGGAAGUAUGUCGUUAGAACAAUAUAUUAAAAAACUAGAAAAUAAUAUGGUUUCACUGAAAUUGCCUCGCUUCUCUUUGGAGUCAACAUCAAAUUUAAUUGAAGUACUUAAAAGUAUUGGUGUAACAGAUCUUUUUUCACCUGAUAAAGCUGAUUUAUCUGGAAUAACAGGUGAACGAAAUAUUUAUGUGACAAAUUUUCAACAGAAAAAUAUUAUUCGUGUAGAUGAAAUUGGCAUUGCCGCUGGUUCAGUCGCCAACAUGGUGAUGAUACCAUUGUCUGCAGCCAGAAAUCCAAUAGAAUUUCAUGCAACACAUCCAUUUAUAUGCUUUGUGUACGAUAGACAGUUAAAAAUCUCAUUAUUCACUGCUUAUGUGGCUGAGCCAUCGGAGUAG